This is a messenger RNA of Stylonychia lemnae, 2037 nucleotides long. The record is from the annotation of a GenBank genome assembly. NCBI's taxonomy places the organism in Eukaryota, Ciliophora, Spirotrichea, Sporadotrichida, Oxytrichidae.
AUGGAAUUUACGUCCCAAGCCCUAUCAGGCAAAAAUAAGCAUCCUUCAAUGUUAGAAGCCAAGCGACUCAGAAUAUAUGUGACCAUUGAAAUCAAAGAUACUAAUAUCAAGAAAUACAUUGCCGUCUCAGAGUUUCCAGAUAAAAAUAUAAGCGAGCUUAAAGAUCGAAUAGAAAAUGAAUUUAAUGCUUUGAACCCAGAACAGAUGAUCUAGGUUCAAGAACUGCUAUUGAAUGACAUAUUCUGCAUCACCAAAGACUAUAGUGUCGGAGAUAUAUUGCUUUACGACCAAAAGGUUAAAGUAGUGGCAGCUUUGAUUGAUUUCUAGUCAAGAGAUUUAAAACAGAGUGGCAUUGGCACUACAGUAUUAGCGAGCAGAACCUUAAAUCAUUAGGACUUAAAUAUGUCACAAAAUGAUUAGAUAUAACACUAGAAACAAAUGCAUCAGCAAAUGAUUAUACAUCAAAAUGCCUCUGGCAGUCAAUAAAAUCAGAUUAUAUAGCAAUAUUAGUAACUUAACUAAACUCACCAAAUUCUGCAUGAAUCUCAAUAGCCAUUGCUAAGCUAAACUAUAGAAUAUAAUAACAUCAAAGAGAGACCUAAUCAGCAUGCCUUAAACUAAAAUAUUCAAAGUCAAUCAAGUACUUCAUUUGCUGAUUAUCAAAGUAACAAUAAUGAAAGUUUACUGAGGUCAAAUUGCUAGCCUUACUAAUAGAAAUAGUUGCAUUAAUCGUAAUUAAACUUUAGUAGACAAAUGAUGCAAGGAAAUAUCAGCUAGGAGAGAUCCAACAUCCUAAAUAAUGAUCAGAUCGGCCAGUAAUCUUUCUAAUUUGGCUAGGAUUAGUGGAUGAGUGCCAUCGGUAAUCCUCUUAGUGAUAUUCAAAAUCAGUUGUCUUUUUAGCAGUAGGAAACAAGCUAACUUUAAUAAAAGCAAAUUUCUCUGCCUAAAAAACACUUUGAAACUGAAGAUAAUGAAAUGUCAAUUAAAGAACCAACUAAAGCUAAAAGGACUAGGAAAAAGACAAUAGAUAAAGAGAUUGCCCUCAAAAUAAAGAUUGAUCCUCAUAUGUCUCCUUAAGCUAAAAAGUAAACAGUUUUCAAAGAGCCUAUAAAGCAUAAUCUAGUUGAUUUUACAAUGAAUGAAAUCUAAAUAGAUACAUCUACAGCAAAUAGAGAAUAAAGUAUGAGAAAUCGCUCCAAGAAGCGCUAAAGAAAACUUAUCAUGAAAUCAAAUGCUUUAACUAUAGAUCUUAGUUCUUAGCAUAAUAAUUCUAGCAACAAGCACUCUCAAGGAUUAAGUGCUAAAAAAGGUCUAUCAGAAAUACUGAGCCAAUAAGAAAUAUAACUAGAAGUCUUAGAUGAUAGCAAAAGCGAAGGUAUUAUGCUAAGAGGCAUGAAAACACUGGGUGAUAGGAGGAGCACUACCCUAACGAUAGGUGGCAUCUCAAGAAGAUCAAGAAAAUCUCUAAAAAGAAAGAGGAAGACAUUUAAGUAGGAUGAGUAGACUAGAGAGAGGAAACGAUUGCUUGUUUAGUAGCAACAAAGAGACCCUUGCACAGGCCGAUUCCUCAGGACUGAGAUAAAUGUUUAAAGUGACAAAAAGUCUUGCAGAAAUUUUAAUUAAGAUAAGUAUAUAAAAACGAACCAGUCAGUGCUAAAAGACACAAUGAUACAGAGUCAUCUGUUUAGAGCAGGGGGAGGUGGAGAUAGUAGUAUUAUAGUUUCUCAAGAGAACAUAGUUAUUAACAAUGAUGACUCAAGCAAUAUCAGCUCCUCAUUAGACAGUAUUUCACAACACAGAGUUGACAUUAGCAAUUAUCUAAAUGAUCAUAGUCAUCAACCUCAUUAGAAUCAAGUCGAAUCUAGCUUGCAGAUGCUAUCUUAGCCACCAGUGGAAAAGGUUGUUUUUCAUAAUACGCGAAGUGCUACAAAGAAGGGCAAAAAUCAGAAUAACACUUCGAACGACAAAAGUACAAUGGAUAUCUACACUGAGAAUGAACAUAUUCAGCCUAAUGUCAUAGUCAAUGAGAGCGAUUGA